AUGCAUUUGACAACCACCAGCAGCAACUCGACGGCAUCUAAUGCCAAUAACAACAACAACAACAAUAACAAUAACAACAACAACACGACUAACAACAACAACAACAAUAACUCUAGUAGCAGCAACAACAACACAACCAACACAAAUGGCACCAACAACAACAACAACAACAACUCGAACAGCAACAGCAACAACAACAGCACCGAACAAAUCACACCACCAACACCCGCCCAGCUGCUGAAUGAGGCCUACACGAAGAUGACCUCUGACAUCCUGGCCGAGCGCACUCUCGGCGACUUCCUCACCGAACAUCCUGGCGAGCUGAUCAGGACGAGCAGUCCCCUCUUCGUUUGCACCGUCCUGCCGCCGCAUUGGCGCUCCAACAAGACGCUGCCGGUGGCCUUCAAGGUCGUCUCCCUGGGCGACAUCAUGGACGGCACCAUGGUCACCGUCCGCGCCGGCAACGAUGAGAACUAUUGCGCCGAGCUGCGCAACUGCACCGCCGUCAUGAAGAACCAGGUGGCCAAGUUCAAUGAUCUCCGGUUUGUCGGACGCAGCGGCAGAGGGAAGAGCUUCACAUUAACCAUCACCGUGUCAACGAAUCCACCACACAUAGCCACCUACAACAAGGCGAUCAAAGUGACUGUCGAUGGGCCACGUGAACCACGCUCUAAGACCAGGCAGCAACAACAAUUCCACUUCGCCUUUGGCCAGCGACCGUUCCACUUCUCCACGGAUCCCCUCUCCGGCUUCCGCAUGCCACCGAUUGGCAAUUGUCAGAGUGCCAGCAACACGCAUUGGGGCUACGGAUCGGCGGCCUCGGCCUAUUCACCUUACUUGGCCAGCAGCGGAUUAUCCUCCUGCACCACGCCCACAUCGGCUCAGUUCAACAAUCCAGCGUUGGGCUUCACCUGCUCCUCCAACGACCAGAGCAACAAUCAGGACUUUGGCGGCGCCACCAAUCGCGAUUGUGUGCCAAUGCUGCCCGAUUCAACGGCCAGUGAUCUGGAUCAGCAUCUGAGCAGUCUGGUGGGCUCGACCAGUGGCCAGAUGUCGCAUCACAGUCUGUUGGGCGCCAGUGGCCAGACGUCGAUCACGUCGACGGUGAAUGGAGCGAGCACCGGGAGCGGAGCAACCGCUGGGAGUGCAGCGGGCGCUGGCAGUGGGGCCGGAGGGAACUCGAUACUGGUGCCACGUUAUCAUACCAAUGCGAGCAAUGAGUACAAUGUGCAUUCCAGCCAGAAUGGGCCGCGCAGUCUGAGCGACAGCUCGCAGGCCGAGUCGCCGGUGCAGGAGGAUCUGCUGUCCACCAACACACCCAAUCUGGGCAGCGGCAGUGGCGGCGGUGCGACCAAUGGCGGUGCCGCCAACGGUGGUGGUGGCGGUGGUGCAGCGGGCGCUGGCAGCGGUGGCACAGCGGGUGCCUCAGCCGGAGCUGGUAAUCCUGCCAUGCUGGGCGCCAAUCAAAACUUUCCGGGCAUUGUCAACCAGGCACAGCAUGCCUCCGCCUCCGCCUACGGCGGUUGUGGCGUCGGCGUCGGCGUGGGCGUGGGCGUUGGUGUGGGCGGUGGCCAUGGCGGUGGUGCUGGCGCCACAGCCGCCGGCUGCAAUGGCUCGCUGUAUCCGGUGCUGCCCGCCAGUCUGCUCUACUCCCAGCUGUAUACCGCUGCCAAUCAGUCGGCCCAUGGCUUCCACUCGCACACGCUGCCCUCGCACGCCUCGCCCAACUCCUCGGUGCACGGGGAGCUGCAGAGCGUGAUGGAUCACAUUAGCAAUGUGGGCGUGCGACAGCAGCAUAACAUUAUGGCCGGCGGGGGCGUGGCACAUCCGGGUGAUCUGACGCUGAUUGGCAACUGCGGGGCGUCGGUGCGGAACAUCGAGGAUGGCAACACAAAUCGCCAGGUGGCCGCGCUCGCUGCCCAUCGCGGCCACCACAACCCAACUGACAACGGGGGCAGCGUCUGGAGGCCAUAUUGA
Molecule: messenger RNA, 1977 nt
Organism: Drosophila innubila
Lineage: Eukaryota; Metazoa; Arthropoda; Insecta; Diptera; Drosophilidae
Gene: RunxA
Product: protein lozenge
Biological process (GO): regulation of DNA-templated transcription
Cellular component (GO): nucleus
Molecular function (GO): DNA-binding transcription factor activity, RNA polymerase II-specific; ATP binding; RNA polymerase II cis-regulatory region sequence-specific DNA binding
Source: RefSeq, a predicted model, not a curated record